AUGUCGUGUCCUCACCUGGAGUCUGCCGGCCUCGCGCCCCCGACUCCGGCUCAGUCUGUUUACCGAGAGGACUGCACGCAGUGCUUCGACUCUAUUGACGACCCGAGCGGGCUCGAUGUCUGCCUCCAGUGCUUCAACGGCGGCUGCGCGGGCGACCGCCUGCACACGCGGCUUCACAACACCCUCUGGGGCCAUCCGCUAGCCCUCAACAUCCGCCGUACCCGAAAGGCCGUCGUGCGAGACGAGCCGCCCCCUAAGAUGUCCAAGCUCGCCAUAGCCGCCGAGACCGAGGCGGACCGCUACGAUACGGCACUUGCCGCCAAGUGCCUCGAGUGCAACACCGAGCUCGACAUUGCCGGCCCCAAGCUGGCGCCCAUCGUCGACGGAAUCAUCAAGGCCAACACUUUCUCGCGCAACGAGGAGGUCAAGGCCUGGGAGCAGGAGCUCACGAGCUGCGAGCACAUCCUCCUGAUGCAGCAGCACGAGCCGCGCCGCAUCGAGCAGGGCGACCUGGGCCACUGCUCCAAGUGUGACCUCAAGGAGAACCUCUGGUUAUGCUUGGAAUGCGGGAACCUGGGCUGCGGACGGAAACAAAUGGGAGGUGUCGACGGAAACUCUCAUGCGCUGAGCCACUCGGACGAGUCUGGCCACGGGGUGGCUGUCAAGCUCGGAUCCAUCACGCCCGAGGGCACCGCCGACAUCUACUGCUACAAGUGCGACGAAGAGCGCGUCGACGAUAAUCUCGACACGCACCUGGCGCACUGGGGCAUCAUGCUCGCGGAGCGCCAAAAGACGGAGAAGAGCCUGACGGAGAUGCAGAUUGAGCAGAAUCUUAAGUGGGACUUUAGCAUGACGACCGAGGACGGUAAGGAGUUGACGCCUCUCUUCGGCCCGGGUCUCACCGGUCUUAAGAACCUGGGCAAUAGCUGCUACUUGGCCAGCAUCAUCCAGUGCCUCUUCGACAUGCCGUCUUUCCGCGAGCGGUAUUACAGGACCGCCGAUCAACUUCCGGUGGUGCAGGAGCCGGCCGCUGACCUGGAGACGCAGCUGCGCAAGAUGGCGGACGGGCUUUGCUCUGGACGGUAUUCGAAGCCGGACGACUCGGUGAUUGCCGAGUCGGAGGUUCACCACCAAAAGGGCCUGGCACCUGCUAUGCUCAAGCACCUCAUCGGGCGCGGCCAUGAAGAGUUUUCCACCAUGAGACAGCAGGACGCGCUAGAACUUCUCCAGCACCUCUUCAAGCUGAUAACAAGGUCAAAGCACGAGGGCGGCUUCAAGGAUCCCACUGCGCCGUUCCGCUUUGUCCUGGAGCAGAGGCUGCAGUGUCUGGGCUGCCGCAAAGUCAAGUACAGCACCAACGAGCAGGACAGCAUCUUCAUCGACGUACCCUUGGAGAAGCUGCCCGCUGAAGAAGGGGCCGAGGACAUUGGCGACAAGUACAAGGCCGUCACACUCAAGGAGUGCCUUGACACCUUUACGGGCGCGGAAAAGGUCGAACUGACAUGCACCGCCUGUGGCGGUAAGGAUGGUUUCACGAAGCAGUCGCUCUUCAAGACAUUUCCGGAUGUUCUCGCCGUCAAUGCCAGGAAGAUGACGGUGGUGAACUGGGUGCCAAUCAAGGUGGAUGUGCCGGUCAUUGUACCGGACGAGCCGUUCCUGCUGGACAGCUACCUGUCCAAGGGCUUGCAGCCGUCGGAAGAGCUCCUCCCUGACGAGCCCGAGGGACAAGCCCCAGCAUUCGUGCCGGAGCCGACGGCUCUGGCCCAGCUCGAGGGGAUGGGCUUCCCGCGGAACCGGUGCGAAAAGGCACUGCACGCCACGGGCAACUCGGACGCCAACGCCGCAAUGGAAUGGCUCUUCGGCCACAUGGAGGACCCUGACAUUGACGCCCCUCUUGAUCUCGGACAAGCCGGAGGCUCUGCGGGCGCCACGGCGGAUCCCGAGAAGAUUGAGAUGCUGGGAGCAAUGGGCUUCGGAGCGCCUCAGGCGAAAAAGGCACUCAAGGAAACGGGUGGCGACGUCGAGCGUGCCGUCGAGUGGUUGUUCAGCCACCCCGACGACCAGGGCCUGUUUGAGGACGACGCCGCGCCCAGCGCCGAGUCCGCUGCCCCCAAGGAGCCGGCCGGGAGCGCGGCGCUGCCGGCCAGCUUCCAGCUACAGUCGAUUGUGUGUCAUAAGGGAACCAGCAUCCACGCGGGUCACUAUGUGGCGUUCAUUCGCAAGCAGCUGGAGGGUGAGGGCGAGAAGUGGGUGCUCUUCAACGACGAGAAAGUGGUGGAGGCGCACGACGUGGACGAGAUGCGCAAGUUUGCGUACGUCUACUUUUUCAAGCGGACCUAG
Purpureocillium lilacinum is the source of this 2340-nucleotide messenger RNA. RefSeq lists its product as uncharacterized. Gene Ontology annotation, biological process: protein deubiquitination. The record is from RefSeq and is a predicted model, not a curated record. Lineage: Eukaryota; Fungi; Ascomycota; Sordariomycetes; Hypocreales; Ophiocordycipitaceae. Gene Ontology annotation, molecular function: protein binding; zinc ion binding; cysteine-type deubiquitinase activity.